ACAAAAAAACAAUACCCAGUUUGGACUGACCCUAUAACACCCACUAUAACCAACCACGGAGCCAAGAUGAGAGUCGAGGUGCCCAUAUUCCUCUUUCUGGCCGCAACAGGAUUCCAUACUGCUCUCGCUGCAUCCCUGGAAUCGGCAGAAAAAAAGGACACAUUUGCCGAGGAUGUGGGGCUGGAGCAGCUAAGUGACCUGCAAAAGAGAGAUCAGGAGGAGUUCGAAGCAGCGCAAAUGAAUGAGGAUGCACAUAGUGAAGAUGUACGCUACUUGGAAGCUGUUCAAGAUGAAAAUACUGAACAGAAUGCCACUCAGGAGGAGGACAUGGCAGACAGAGACAGAAACGUUGAUGCAGACCAUGAGGAGUCCGAGUCUGAUGAGGAUGUAGAUGGUAUGAGGCACAAGCGAGAAUACCUUGAAGCCGACGUUGAAGCCAAUAAAACUGCCAAUUUAGACUUUCUAGGACAGAAAUCCAGGGCACUCUAAGACGCCUAUCCCCAGACGCUCAUCUGUGCUUGAUUAAUUCUGCAUCAUCUGCUGUGUCCUGGGUUAUUUAUGGACCCGAGAUGCACCGUUCCUUUCCUAGCCUGUAUGAGUCAACGGAGGCACAUUCUGGACAAAAUAUAGGGUCAAGGUCAUUGUAUACAUGUUGUCCAUCAUCUUAGGGUUUUGAUCCCUGAAAAUAAAUAUCUAUUGUAAUCAUUUACAACUAGUUUCUAGAUCAUGGGGUUACCCUUUACGUGAAAAUUAACUUUACUGGGCAUAAAAGGAGCCCUAAUGUUCUGUAUCAAUGACUUUUCACAGCUUCUGUGCUAGAAUGAUUCAGGUCAGUCAGGAGACGAUGGGGGUUGGUUGAUAAGUCAUACACGUGGCUUUGAGACUCCUGGGGGAGUAGGACACGUGUGUGAUGGUCAGAUAACCUAAAGGAAUCAAUUCUCACUA
Molecule: messenger RNA, 945 nt
Organism: Salvelinus sp. IW2-2015
Lineage: Eukaryota; Metazoa; Chordata; Actinopteri; Salmoniformes; Salmonidae
Product: probable ATP-dependent RNA helicase ddx56
Exons: 12
Coding region: 67-489 (140 amino acids)
Source: RefSeq, a predicted model, not a curated record